Ficedula albicollis (Collared flycatcher) is the source of this 3608-nucleotide messenger RNA. It is a transcript of the gene TMEM170B, whose product is annotated as transmembrane protein 170B. Gene Ontology annotation, cellular component: plasma membrane. Bases 18 to 416 code for a protein of 132 amino acids. The transcript is spliced from 3 exons. Lineage: Eukaryota; Metazoa; Chordata; Aves; Passeriformes; Muscicapidae. The record is from RefSeq and is a predicted model, not a curated record. Gene Ontology annotation, biological process: negative regulation of canonical Wnt signaling pathway.
CGCCCGGCGGCGGCACCAUGAAGGUGGAAGCGGGGGACAACUCCAUGAUCAACCUGUCGGUGCAGCAAGUGCUGAGCCUGUGGGCUCACGGCACCGUCCUGCGCAGCCUCACGGAGAUGUGGUACUGGGUUUUCCUCUGGGCUCUCUUCUCCUCUCUCUUUGUCCAUGGUGCUGUGGGAGUAUUAAUGUUUGUGAUGCUGCAGAGGCAUAGGCAGGGGAGGCUGAUCUCUGUCAUUGUGGUCAGCAUUGGAUUUCUGGGUUCUAUAACUGGAGCAAUGAUAACCAGUGCUGCAGUAGCUGGAAUUUACAGAGUAGCAGGAAAGAACAUGGCUCCCCUGGAAGCUCUUGUCUUUGGCGUUGGACAGACAGUACUGACAUUAAUUAUCUCAUUUUCAAGAAUUCUUGCAACGCUUUGAAACUCACAUAGAAAGAGGGGAGAAAAACAUCUUUAAUUUGAAGAAAAGCUUCCUGAAAGUGGAUUCAUCAGCUUAUGAACUCGAAUUCCAGUGCAAGAGGAAGGAAGCUAUGUGGAAAGUGCGCUACAAAUCUCGAGGCUCAGUCAAAUGAGCAGGCUGUCCUCUAGUGUUGGAACUGCUGCACUCCUGCCUUAACGUGCCUCUGUCAUGGGCAAGGGGGAUCCCUGUGAGCCACGCAGAGAUGGAGCAGCUGCCAGGCAGGUCCAUGCUUGGUGAUGGGCUCACUGCCCCUAACUCCUUGGAAUGAAACAGAGGGACCCUCCUGAAAGUUGCUCCGUGUGCCAAACUUGGGGUGUAAUUCUGAGCAGGUGGCUGGGUAGGCUCUGGAAUGUAGUAGAAUUCUGUGAAUGUGCACAAUUCUCCUUGAAUUCAGGUGAAAUAGCAAGAUAACUCACUUUUGUGUAUUAGAAGAAUCUCUCUGAAUGCUGAAUAUUCUCGUUCAGCAUUCAAAACAACUGUUAGAUCUGCUUCAAAAUGUAGAUUCAUUUUGAUGGGGUUUAAGAGCCACGGCUUUAACAGCCCUGAUAUAAUUAGCACUAUGUGAAGAAUGGCUUGUGGCAGUUUUCUUCUUUGGCACAUUUCUCCGUGAUUUUGGCCUGUCAGAAAUCAGGAGUUUAAGGAGAUUGUAUGAAGGUUACUAAGUACAACCUGUUGUGUAUGCACAAACAAAUAUUAAACUGAUGCUUUCCUCGAAAUUACUUUAUCUUAAACAUGAAGAUGGUUACCAGCCCUUCUGCAAACCUCAGAAAAAGGGCACUCAUUGCAAAUAAACACCCUGUAUUUAAUUAAGCACUGGUAGGACCCUUACCCCUACAUGUAUUCUGUAAGGAGCACACAAAUAUAACAAACUCUCAGAGAAUACACCUGUGAGGAAAAUGAGAGAGGUAACAAUAUGAUGUGAUGGUUUUCUGUUGAAUAAAAAUAUUAAGUGUAAUAAAAUAGUUACCAUACUCCAAAAAUUUUUAAGUGGGUCAGCACUAAUGUAUUUACUACCUUGUUUCUGAACACUUUGUAUCUCUGGCAAGAUUAAGAUGCCUGGAACUUUCAAGCACUUAGCUUUCAGUAGUUUGUGGUUUUCUAGUUUAAAAGGGACUGAGUGGUGUUGUGCAUGUGAAAUGUCAUAAAUGUGAGUGUUUGGAGUAAAGAGAAAUUUUAAGUCUAAUGAUUAAUUAUUUAUGAAAUACAAAAUAUAAAGGGCAUAAAGUUCUGUGAAGAAUAAGGUAUCUUUUACAUCUUUUCUCAACUAAAUGCUUUUCAGCGGUUGUCUCUUAAUGAUGAUGGGGAGUAAAUCACUCAAAGGUUUUGCUGUUAUGAUGUCAAAAGAACUUUCAGGACUGUUGCAAACACUGGCACCCACUGCACACCUAAAAUAAUAUAACUUGCAAUCCAGUCAUUGCUUAGUACUUCAAAAUAUAAUGAAUUAACCUGUCUGCUUUUAUCUUAUUCCACAUACAUUUCUUUAAAGUACUUGGAAUGCUAAUAUUUGUUUUCUUUAAAGGCAUCAAAGUCUUUUUUUGAAAACAUACAAAGUUAUGGGCUUUGCAGGGAACAAGUUAAAAUAUAGGUUUAUAAACAUUUCUGGUGUCAUUUUUACUUUUAAUUGCUUAAAAAUGUGACUGAAUACAUGUGCUCUCACUGUUUUUUAAUGUCUUAAAAACUUUUUGGUGGUUGAUUUUUUUUUUUUUGUCUUUUGUCUUACUUUCUGCUUAUACUUUUGGGCACACAACCAUUGCACUUUAGUUGACAAUAAAAUUAUGACAUCUGUAAAAAGCAAUUGAAACUUCUCCCCAUUGUCUUAAAUUCUUAGAAAACUGGUUUCAGGCAUUUAAGUCAAUUUGAAUAAUAAAGUAAUUGAAGAUCUUUCUCCUAAUAUGUGCCUUGUUACAUAUAUGUUUAGGGGAGAAGAUUUUGAAAAAAAUUGUCACAUCUUCAAUCUUGUUCUAUUUUGAUUCAUUUGGUUACUUGAUACAGUGUCUUGUUCAACAGACUUUAAAACCUUUUAUUUAACAACCUGGAAAUGCUUGUCUGGAUCAAACCCAAGAGCAUCAUGAAGCACUGUGUUCAGUAAUUUAGAUUAUCUCAUGUCUUUAUCUCACACUGAAACUUAUUCACAGGUUCCAAAUUUCCUUGAACAUCUCAAUUCUUACUUGUUAUAGGAGGUUGUUAUGUUGCCACUGGUCAAUGGCUUGCUGUCUUUCACUAAAUUAAACUACAGCAGACUGCUGCUAACUGAUGAGACACAUAUGCUGGUAUUGAUGAACUUCAUUCUUCUUUUUAAUUACUGUGCCAGUGAAAUUGUUGCCAUUGUAACUUUCCCCCUUGGACAAGGAGGCACCUUGGCAGGUUUUAAGCUACCUUUCUCCAAAUAAUUUUUAUUCAUAGGUUGUUGUAUUCACUUUUGAAAUGUCGUUGUGUGCUUAGUUGUCUCUGCAUUGUAUGGCGUUAUUGCCUGGCAACAAGGGACAGGCAGAUAAUAUAAUGCUUAAGUGGCCUAACAGGGACAAGGCUUUAUUUGACAGAAGUUUGUUUUCAGCUGUUUCUUGUGAGGAGUUUUUAAUGAUAAAAAGUUUGCUUGUGAAGUAUUCUUUGAUCACAGCAUGAACAGACUGCUUAAUAACUCCAGCAGUGAAAGAAAGUUUAAGUGACCUUAUGUCUGCAAAACUUGGAACUUUCAUUCCAUAUCCCUAGAAACAGCAUUGUUAAGCAUAAGGUGCUUUAGUCAGUGUGUGUGUAUAUAUGUGUGUGUGUGUGUAUAUUUAUAUAUAUAUAUAUAUGAAUGAAUGGUGUCUUUGUGGAGUGUUUUAUACCUAACACACGCUAACAACUAAAAUAGCUCUUCCAAGAAAAAUAAAAGUACUUUAGAUAGCCUCUCCUCCCCCUGCCCCUCUUAAUUGAGCUACAAAGACAUCUUGUGUGUGAAUGGCACUGAUGGUACCCUGAUUCCCCUUGGACAAUACAGUGUUGUCCCCACAGGAUGUUUCAGCACUAUCUCCAAUCAGCUCUGCCUGUCUCUGCAUUGUAUCACUGGGCACAUUCUGCAUUGUGCACAAUAAUACCUAGACACGGAUUAAUAUUUGAAAGAAGGGGGUGUACUGAAUAUAUUCUUCAAUGUAGAAAAGCUAAUUAUUUUUA